GACUUAAUUCUAUUAAUAUCUAUCAUUAUGUGGCCAGCGGGAUGGGAUUCAGUUACAAUUCGUGAAGUUUGUGGUGGCAGUGUUGGACCUUAUUCAAAGGGGAAUUGUUCCAUAGGUUGGGCACCAUUGACUUCAAUUUUCGGAAUAAUUCUUUUGUUAAUCAGUGCUAUAUUAUCUAUAGCAGUUGACAAAUCAAUCACUACACAAACAGCUACUAGACAAAUAUUAUUAAAUGAAAAAUCUUGUGUUUUUCUACAUUAAAGAAAUAUUGAAUGAUCAACAGAUGUGUAUUUGACAGAUAAACAAAGAAAUAUUUAUUUACUGAUAUCUUUAUUGAACAUAGAGGAUGUAUAUAUAUGUAUAUGGUCACGCCUCUAUCAUAUUCAUUUGUGUACUAUGAUAUGGAACAACUUCUACUGGAACUGUUCCACAGUUAUUGCUGAUUGCAAGCUCAGAUUUGUAACGAAACAUUCCGUAAUUUUUUUUAAUGUUCAGAAAAAUCAUAUCUGAAUUUAUUGUGAAGUUCUAAAAUAAAAUGAAUAGUGAAUUAUCAUAGUUUCCUUUCCAUUUUUAAAUCCUCACAGAUAAAAG
This is a messenger RNA of Schistosoma turkestanicum, 591 nucleotides long. Lineage: Eukaryota; Metazoa; Platyhelminthes; Trematoda; Strigeidida; Schistosomatidae. The record is from the annotation of a GenBank genome assembly.